Molecule: messenger RNA, 321 nt
Organism: Paraglomus brasilianum
Lineage: Eukaryota; Fungi; Glomeromycota; Glomeromycetes; Paraglomerales; Paraglomeraceae
Source: the annotation of a GenBank genome assembly
AUGAAGAUACUUUUGAUAUUGAACAGAAAGACCAGUUAUACCAACAUCGUGCAAGUUUCGUCCUCCUCUCAACAAACUUUUGUUGCUAACAGAGGGGAGAGGGCAAACGACAAUCCUCGAAACAGCGGGACUUCAAAUCGAUUUGUGCUGGAUCAUAACGUUCACGUAUUGGUAGAAAGCCUGUUCGUUGUCAUUGAAGAUAUUGAAAGUCAGGGGUUGUUGCUAAUACAGCGAAGUAUUAAGAAUAGUAUUCCUAUGUCUAAUGACAACGUUGCCAAGUACCUUCAUAAUCGUUGCUUUUCUCAGCAUCCUAGGAAGUGA